Molecule: messenger RNA, 1388 nt
Organism: Phymastichus coffea
Lineage: Eukaryota; Metazoa; Arthropoda; Insecta; Hymenoptera; Eulophidae
Exons: 7
Coding region: 95-1222 (375 amino acids)
Source: RefSeq, a predicted model, not a curated record
CCUACGUUAAAAAGUAUACACUUCUAAGCUACGUGGUUUAUUUUUAACAAAAUUCCAUUUGACGUGUAAUUAUAAAAAAUUUAGUUUAUAAAUUAUGGCAGAAGGAUUUCUUCAUCUUUUACCUAAUAAAGAUGAAACAGUGGAAUCAAUUCGCGAUGAAAUACGGCGUGAAAAGCUUACAAAAAGAAAAUUUCAAAGAGACUUCAACCUCAGCAGAACUCGAUCAAUUUUAGGAAAUUUAAAUGAUAAUGAUCGUGUAUACGAUGAACAAUAUGUUAUAGAAACUACCAAAACUCUUAAAAAGAAAACAUUACCUAUUACAGAAUAUAGAAAAUUGCAGAAUGCCUUGAUUCAAAAUAAAAGUCAUAUAAAUGCAUUUUUCACAGUAGAACAUGCAAUUAAGGGCCUGUGCAGAGAUUUAUCUGGUACACCUGCUCAAUCAAAGUUAGCUGCUGCAAAUUGUAGUUGUAAUAUUUCUUUAGGUGAUUCUAAAGCCUGUUUUUUAUUGUGUAAAUUCAUAGCUCCAUAUUUAAUUUCUGAACUUGAAAGUACUAAUCAACCACUAGUUGAAGUUUGCGCUUGGACUAUUGGUAAUUUAUGUAUUGGAAGUAUUAAAGCAUUUUCUAUUUUACAUGCACAAAAUUGCUUUCAAUCAUUGAUUAAUUUAGCCAAAGAAUGCCCUGUUAAUCUAUUACCUGCAGUUAGCUAUGCAUGCUUGAGGUACAUACAUGUAGGAAUUACAAGUAUUGAUUCUAUAGAUAUCCAGCAGCUUACACAAACUAUUGUUGAACAUAUCGUGCAAAUUUCUGAUUUAGACUCUGAAACAUUGUGGUUAUUGGCCCUACUAUCUGCAAACUCAGAAAAUAUUACUCAUAUUGUUAAAUUAGUACCUGUAAUCUAUGAGUACCUUUUUCAAGCUGUGUUCAUGCCUGACGAAAACAUUCAAAAGAUUUCUGCUGCUUUAAGAAUUAUUUGCAAUACUACAUUCGAAUCAUCAGGAUAUGUAGCUCAUAUUUUAUUAAAAGAAAAUAGUGAAAAUAUUUGUCAAACAUUAGAUAAAUUGCUAUGUCAUCAAUAUAUUCAUCUAAGGAAUGAAACUUUAUGGUUAUUAGGUAAUCUUUUGAACCAUAAUUUAGAGACUGUUCAACGAUUGAUAAAGUCAAUCGUACCUUUGUUACCGUCUAUAAAAUUAGCACUCAAUUCAUUUAACAAAACAACGUGAUGUAAACGUGAUGUACCAAAAGGGAAACAGGGACAAAUUUUUUCGAGUCCUUUCGACUAGUCUCAUCUUCUACACAUGGAGGUUGCGCAAUGUUAAAGUAUAUAUUGCCAAUAAUAUUUGCAGAUACGUGAUUGAUGCUCUUAAGGCAAUUGUAGAAGGUCUCGUC